AUGGCGAUCGAGAACUUCAUCUCAGAUCUGUACCGGCCGCUAAGGGAAUACCGUCACCGUUCCGCAAAGCGACGACGAGUCAGUCCGCAACUAGCGAGCCUUCCCCCCACGACGAUCAGCAAGCUCGGAGAGGACCUCCUUGUAGAAAUUCUGAUUCGGCUCCCCAACCCUAGAUUCGCCUGCCGGUGCAAACUCGUCUGCAAGCGGUGGACCUCCCUGAUCUCCAGCCCUCGCUUCAACCGCCGCUUCGUUUCUCACCGCCAGACCAUGAACCUGACCCACCCACCUAUGCCGGACAAUCCGUACGAGCUUCAAUCGACCAUCCUCAGCUUUCUCCCUCCAAUGCCUAGCGGCGUUCGAGACAUUCUCAGAGUUACGGAUUGCAACCAAGACCUGGUUCUGUGCGGGUUUUGGGAUCCAAAUUCCGACAAUGGGGAACUUUCCAGGUCGUACUUGGUCUGCAAUCCGUUUACCAAGCAGUGGAUGGCUCUUCCUUUAGCGCCCAGGAAGUCUGCGGCUUAUGACUCGCAGGCUGCAAGGUUAGUUUGUGAACCCCGUAUUUCUGUCGAGCUUGAUCUAGGAGAUGACCAAGCAUUUGUUUAUUCCGAGCAUCGCUUUCGGGUGGUGUGUACAUAUCAAACCACUCCACCAAAUGUGGCCAUUAAGCUAGACGUGUUUUGUUCCGAGUCUGGAGAAUGGACAAAGGAGGCUUUUGAAUGGGAUCGUUGUAGUGGAAUGGCAACGAAAGGUGUAAUUUCUUGCAAUGGGGAGUUGUUUUUGUGCUACAAUCGAAAUGGUCCCGACGGCAUGCACACUCUGCUGGAUGGAUUUAAUCCUUUUCGCCUUGAUGUGCCUCCCACUCCAAUAGAUAUUUCUGCCUUCCUUGUGUAUCCUCGGCGGUGGUUUAUUUCCAGCUCACAAGGCGCGCUGCACGUAGUUGCAAAGGAACAUGAAGCCAUGCCUGUUCGUUUGAGCGUCUGGAGGCUGGCAGAAGACCGUAAAUCUUGGAGGAAACAAUGCGAGGGGUUGGUGAACAAGACAUCAAUGUGUUGUAACUAUGAAGCUAGGGGCUGUUAUUCACCGUUUCUGCAUCCACACAAGCCGGAACUGGUUUUCUUCAUUCCUGUUUAUGCUUGUGCCGAGAAUGCUUUAUUGUGCUGUGAUUUGGGGAGGGAAGAGGUACAGUUUUUCACUAAACUAGAAUCGGAGCAUGAUGACAUUCGUCUUCAGGUGUUCCAGCCUAGGGUAUCUUGCUGGGCUACUCCAAUUCCAAGGCACAAGGGGUUGCAAGGAAGUUAUGAUGAAAAUAGCUUAUGGGUUGAGAGCAGCGGGGAGGCCAGAACUCCCUUGCUCUACUCCCUCAAUAAUUGGUAAUUACUUUCCCUGGCAACAAUUUACUUCUUCUCUGCCUUUGCAUGCCUGUUAAGUUAGGAAAUCACUAAUUGAGAAAAAAGAACGCCAGCAAGAAAGUUUUCCUGCAAUCUCUGGUCCAUAACUGGUUAAGGAGUGCAGUUUUGGGUUUGCCUAACUAGCUAACUACUUCCUCUCACGAAACACGUAUUAAGCCGCACAUACUUGUAUCUCUUGUCAUUUGCUUGAGUAUUUUGUUUUGGUUGCGAACUCUUUGCCUGAUCUUUUAGACUAUACAUCAGGGGGAAGUUGUUAAUGAUAAAGAUGCACAUGGACAUGUGUGUGUUUCCUUCAUUUUCUCUCUAUUUACUGGUUUGUGUUCCUAUAUUUCAUCUCAUUUCUGCUGUGGCUGGUAUAUUGCUCCAACAGCUAGGUUCAUUCGCUGCACUAUGGUUUUGCUAUUAGUCAUUGAUGCAGUGUUGCUGCAACUGACCCUAGCCGAUCUGUCCGGCCGGUAAAAUGGCAACCGGACGCCAACCUGGUCUGGAUGAGCAUUUUGGCAGCCUCCUGUUAUCCGGCUGGUGAGAAACCGUUCGAUCCGGACAAACUUGGCAGCCUGUUCAAAGCUCAGAACCAGCCGCGAAUUGGACAACAAACCAAGAAAUCAUUAUUAUGAUGAUGGUUUAGUGUGUUCUACUUAUAAAUAAUAACCUAUUUUUUGUUUACGGGUCAUCAGUUUGUGAACAAUAUUUAGCGAUUUAACAUCAUAUAAAACAUCGGUUCAUACUUUCUUUUGGUUCUGGCAACAUUGGCUUAAUGUUAUCUACAUGUUUCCUCUUUUCAGCAUUGAUCAGGUAUUGAAAUCGUCAGUGUACAAGGAUUAUAUAGAACGUGCAUUGGCGGAGGCAACUCUGAACCUAGUGGCUGAAAUCGUUCUGGGAAAGAGGAGCAGAAUCGGCGAGUUUGCUUCUCGACGAUGGUGGCUGCCUCGUUCUCCAGAUUUUGACCAUGAAUUGGAUAUGCUGGAAGCUGGUUUAAAAUCUCUUGGAGCUGGUAUGGCCAUUAUCCGCAAGCAGAGAGCGGAACUGAAACAGGCACUUCUGCGUGAAACGUCAGAGCUUCCCCAUCCUCCUUCAGGCCCUAUCGAAAGUGUCUUCUGGAGGGCGCUACCUUACAGGGGACUAAAGCAUAUGUUAAGGGGGUGGUUGCGCAGUUGGUUGGCAGCUACUUCUAGUAGCUAAAGAGCGAACCCAAAGUCGCGAUUAACCCAAUCCUCCGUAUUAUUAGGGGUCGUUUGGAAGUUGCGAUCGUUGAGAAUGCAUGUAUAAUAUUUUAGUGUAUUAUCCAAAUAUAAGUUUAUAGUAUAACCAAUUUUUGGGUUUAUGAGAGAUUAAGUUGAGCGUAUUAGUUAAUUUGUCAAUUAACCAUACAUACUUUAUGAAUAAUGUUUAGUCAUUAGCCUAUGC
Molecule: messenger RNA, 2816 nt
Organism: Linum tenue
Lineage: Eukaryota; Viridiplantae; Streptophyta; Magnoliopsida; Malpighiales; Linaceae
Source: the annotation of a GenBank genome assembly